Nezara viridula (southern green stink bug) is the source of this 231-nucleotide messenger RNA. The record is from the annotation of a GenBank genome assembly. NCBI's taxonomy places the organism in Eukaryota, Metazoa, Arthropoda, Insecta, Hemiptera, Pentatomidae.
AUGAGAAAAGAUAGGAUAGGUUUACGAACAAUACGCUACAUCUCACGGAAAGCGACACCACUCGAAGCGUCCUUGCGGCUGACAUUGCACCCCCGCCCACGCGGUCAGGACCGGAUUCUGAUCGUAACCGGUUUCUGGAGUCUUUGUCUGCAGAUCCCGUGGUCCCGUGUAGAAGAGUGUCUUCUUAAAGAUACGGUAGUCGACGCGGUAAAUGCCAAUUACACCUUUUAA